AAACACCUGGACACUCUCGCCAGGACCAACUCCGUCGCCGAAGCUUGGGCGGCCUACAGCAACUACCGCACGCUAUCCAUGCUCGAGCUCGCACCCGGCGAAGAGCCGCAGAUUCCUUUCGCGCACCUGCACCGCCUGGCGCGCCUCAUCACAUCCGUCAAGCCGCGCACCCGGAACGAGUUCUUGCAGCUGUACUCUGUCAUAAACACUCUCAGGAAGACAGGCGGAACCGUCCAUCUCUGGGAGUGGAACGCGCUGAUGGACUGCGCGGGAAAAGGGUCUCGGAAGACGCAGUUUGCGGACUAUCAACGGUCUCUUGCUGUUCUGAAUGACAUUCUGGCGUCGCAGCGCGCUCCAGGGGCGUCGGGACGUGGUGAUGACAACGGGGCCUUAGAGUCAUCCAAGGGGAAAGGCUUGGCACCUGAUGUAUAUACAUACACCACGCUCCUCAACAUCGCAGGCCGAACGUUGGAUUCGAAUGCCGUCCGUCACGCGCUGUCACUUUUCCGAGCUAGCAAGAUCCCUCCGAACCGCAUCACCCACCUUGUCCUGCUCCGCUACUUCACUCACAAGAAUGACAGUGUGGCCAUCCGGCAGACCAUGUCGCACAUGAAGGAGCAAGACAUUCCCCUGGAUAUAGCAGCUGUGAACGCAUUCAUCUGGGCUUUUGCUCGCAAUGGUCGUCUGGAGCUUGCGUGGAAUGUCUACCGUGUCCUCCGGUAUCAUCUACAGCCUAAGGAAGGGUCCGGCUCUGAAGGUUUUGACGAUGAAGAAAUCAUGGCGGUGAAGGAGAACUUCGCUGGCGAUGGCUUGGCCAUACCCGAUGACAUGGUACCGGACCAUGUCACGUACCACACCCUAAUCCAAGCCUUUGCCUAUCGAGGGGAUGUCAUAAGGUCCCUUCAAGUCUUUGUGGACAUGCUCUCUAGCCCCCUUGACGGGUCGCGACGCUCGGACACUGAUCCUCCGACCUUUACGCCCACUCUUGCCGCCUACCGAGCGAUUUUCUACGGGUUUGCGCGGUACGGCCGACCUUCUGUGGCCUCGACUGGCUUGAUCCCCGUUAUUUCGCAGCAGGAGCCGGGCGACCCCUUCGAGUCCGAUUCUCCCUCCGGUUUCGCGUGGAGCCCGGAAAAUCUGGACCUCGUUUUCCGGAACUUCUUGGACCUGCCCGGCGAUGUUCACCCCAGCGACCGGAUGGUGUGGUGGAUUAUCGUGGCAUUUAUCAAGACGAGCGACGCAGACGUCGUUAGACUUAGGGACGUGUGGUCUCGUCUUCAGGGGAGAUACCCUGGCCACUGGAGUGAGCGUAUCAGGCGAUUCGAGGCUAUU
Messenger RNA from Gloeophyllum trabeum ATCC 11539, 1332 nucleotides. RefSeq lists its product as uncharacterized. NCBI's taxonomy places the organism in Eukaryota, Fungi, Basidiomycota, Agaricomycetes, Gloeophyllales, Gloeophyllaceae. The record is from RefSeq and is a predicted model, not a curated record. The transcript has a single exon. Gene Ontology annotation, molecular function: protein binding. The annotation marks the transcript as partial.